AUGCAUGCAGGCCAUGUGACCAUAGAGCCCUACAUCCUCCCCUGGGCACCGACAGUGGUGACCAGGGCCAUCCCCAGGGAUGCAGCCUAUGCAAGCCAGCCAGUGGCGGUGUACGCAUCGACCAACGACUACGCCUUCAAUUAUGGCCACGCCCUGUUCGACUUCCUGUACGCUGUCUUCAACCAGCUGCAGACGCUCCAGCUGUACACCCCCGAUUUCCAGCUACUGCUUGCCCAACACCAGGGCACCAACCCAGAUGCCAUCAACAUCUUCAUCAACCCAGAGAAUUCUGAAAGGUCCCUGCUGCGCAUGAUAUCGCGCAACCCAGUGCUGCCCCUGCAUGAGUUCCGGGCCGCUGGUUCGGAGGCUGCAGACUUGACAUGUGUGAAGACCCUGGUGGCUGGGUCUGCCCACAUGCACCUCACGCUGGCACGCGCCAGAGCGCUCCCGUUCAGGGCAGCGGCGAUGGUAAAUCUGGGGGUGAAUGACCAGGGCCUGGCGCGUCAGCCGCGUAUCACACUGCUGGACAAGCGGGGCAAGCGCCGCAUCGAGAACCUGCGCGAGAUUGCUGCUGCUCUGGCGGCCGACUUCCCUCGGGUGCAGGUGGUCGUGGUGAAUGGGGCCAGCAUAGAGCGCAUGAGCAUCCGCCAGCAGUUGGAGCUGAUGGCGUCUACGACAGUGCUCAUCACUCCAUGCGGAGGCCUGGGGACCGUGUCUGUCUUCCUGCCGCCUGGAGGCACAGCCAUUGUGAUGAACUACUACAACACAGCAAGGAACACCUCCACCCAGAUGGAGAAUAUUUACUACUCAAACGUCGAGUAUGUGGAUUACCAGUACUUUCCAGUGGUGCUUGAGGAUUAUGAGGGGACCUCAGACAGGCCUGGCUGCGAAAAUCAUGAAACAGCAAAAAAAUUUGCAACCCAGGGGAAGCUAAUAAACUGCAAUCUGCGGAUUAAAGACCUGUGGCGCAUCAGGAUGGUGGUGAAUGCAGCUGUCAUGCGCUGGGCCGCCAGAGAUGAAAAUUGGUGA
Coccomyxa subellipsoidea C-169 is the source of this 1029-nucleotide messenger RNA. RefSeq lists its product as hypothetical. The record is from RefSeq and is a predicted model, not a curated record. The coding region runs from base 1 to 1029 and encodes 342 amino acids. NCBI's taxonomy places the organism in Eukaryota, Viridiplantae, Chlorophyta, Trebouxiophyceae, Coccomyxaceae. The transcript is spliced from 7 exons. Gene Ontology annotation, molecular function: glycosyltransferase activity.